CGGAGCGCGCCGCACCGCCCCGCGCCGCGCGUGACCCGGCGGCGCCGCUCGCCGCGCUCCCGGCUCCGCAAUGCCGCUUCUCAGCGUGCCCAAAGAGGUGGCCGUCGGGACGGCGAUGCUGGGGGUCGCCUUUGCCACGGGUAUGCUUGCAGGUAAAAGAUACCCUUCUUUCAUUUUUGGGACCCCGAGUGGUAUGAUGGGGAAAAAUAGUCCUCUCCGGCAAUACAUCCUGGAUCACUCUUUGCGGGAACAUCCAAUUCUAAAGAAGCUGCGUCUGCUCACUGCUGAUCAUCCCCAGGGCAGAAUGAUGGUGUCGUGUGAGCAGGCUCAGCUUAUGGCAAAUUUGCUCAAACUCAUUAAAGCCAAGAAAGUUAUUGAAAUAGGUGUGUUCACAGGUUAUAAUGCCUUGAGUAUGGCACUUGUCCUGCCAGAUAAUGGCCAAGUUAUUGCCUGUGAUGUAAAUGAGGACUAUGCCAAAAUUGGAAGGCCACUGUGGAAGGAGGCAGGAGUAGAGCAUAAAAUUGACCUGCGGAUUAAGCCAGCAAUUCAAACACUUGAUGAACUGUUGGCCAGUGGAGAAGCGGAAACCUUUGACUUUGCUUUCAUUGAUGCCGAUAAAGAAAGCUACAACGAGUACUAUGAAAAAUGUUUGCGCCUCAUAAAGAAAGGGGGAAUAAUAGCUAUUGAUAAUGUCUUUUGGAAUGGAAAGGUGCUAAAACCAAGGAAGGAUGACUUGGCAGCGCAGAGCAUCCACCGCCUCAAUGAGAAGCUUCUCCGAGAUGCACGUGUCAAUAUCAGCAUGCUCCCAGUGGGAGAUGGAGUCACAUUAGCAUUCAAGUUGUAACUCAAGGAAGCCCAGCAGAUGGGAAAUAUCAAUCAAAUCAUCAGGAAAAAUGGAUGUGGAACAGUAUCAAAAAUUGAAUUUAACCUCUAUCUCCACUGGAUAGCAUAGCCCUGGGAAAGACUUCAGAAGCAGCUGGAUCCUAAGGGCAGCUAAGUAGAGAAGAGAGAUUUAUUCUGAGAUCUACUAUGGUUUCUUACUUUAAUUAUAAUAAAGGAAAUAAACUUA
Passer domesticus (house sparrow) is the source of this 1069-nucleotide messenger RNA. RefSeq names its product catechol-O-methyltransferase domain containing 1 (gene COMTD1). NCBI's taxonomy places the organism in Eukaryota, Metazoa, Chordata, Aves, Passeriformes, Passeridae. The record is from RefSeq and is a predicted model, not a curated record. Gene Ontology annotation, molecular function: S-adenosylmethionine-dependent methyltransferase activity; O-methyltransferase activity. The coding region runs from base 71 to 844 and encodes 257 amino acids. The transcript has 7 exons.